Eruca vesicaria subsp. sativa (arugula) is the source of this 3687-nucleotide messenger RNA. The record is from the annotation of a GenBank genome assembly. NCBI's taxonomy places the organism in Eukaryota, Viridiplantae, Streptophyta, Magnoliopsida, Brassicales, Brassicaceae.
GUCAAAACAGCCACUGUCGUUCCUUCUCUUUCAAAUAAGAGAGAGAUACAUAGAAACAUGUUCCGCAACAGUUGAGCAGUUGCAUCCCCAUAACUUUCUUUUCUCAUUCCCCCGAUCACAGUCCUGUGAUCUCGUUUUCUCAUAAGGCAGCUUAAAGAAGAAGAAGAUCUAUUUGUACAAAACUGAAACGACACCUUCUACUGUCGUUUUAGUUGCAGCUCGAGAUCUGUGCUUCUUUCUUGGCUUCUGAGCUUUUGGCGGUGGUGGGUUUUCUAAGAAAAAAAAAUCAAAGUUGGGGUCUUUUUUUUUUAAAUAAGUAAAUACACUAAUUUAAUGGGAGUUAUCAGUACUGGGUAAAUUACAAGUAAUGAAGGAGUUGAAGGUUCGGGGAGACAACGAUUGCGAGCUUAUUUUGCUGAAAAAAUCCAGACUUGGUUGAUGUGUGUUCUGUUCUGUUCUGUCAGGAGAAGAAGGACUCUGUUUUUUUUUUCUCUCUCCAUUUCUUAGUGGUUUUGGGUUUGUCAAAAGAUUUAGUUUGGUGAAUGAGUGGGAGGUGGAGGGAAACAAGUUAAAGAAAGUUAAAUACUUUUUUGGUGUUUCCUUGUCAUAAUUACAUUUGGGCAUCUUGGAUCUUUGAAGAAACAUUUGAAUUUUUCUUUUCUUGCUGUUGUUUGCUUUUUAAGUUAUAUAUAUUAAAAAAAAAAAGAAGAUGAGAUUGUCUUCAGCUGGGUUUAAUCCUCAACCUCAUGAAGUUACAGGAGAGAAAAGAGUUCUUAAUUCAGAGCUCUGGCAUGCUUGUGCUGGUCCUCUUGUCUCACUACCUCCUCUUGGAAGCAGAGUUGUUUAUUUCCCUCAAGGCCACAGUGAACAGGUGGCUGCUUCAACCAAUAAGGAAGUGGAUUCUCAUACACCAAACUACCCUAGCUUGCAACCACAGCUUGUCUGUCAGCUUCACAAUGUCACAAUGCAUGCUGAUAUUGAAACUGAUGAAGUCUAUGCACAGAUGACUUUGCAGCCUUUGAAUGCGCAAGAGCAAAAAGAUCCUUACCUUCCGGCGGAUUUAGGUGUCCCAAGUAGACAACCUACAAACUAUUUCUGUAAAACUCUGACUGCUAGUGAUACCAGCACUCAUGGUGGUUUCUCUGUGCCUCGCCGAGCUGCUGAGAAAGUUUUCCCUCCCUUGGAUUACACACAGCAGCCUCCAGCUCAAGAGUUGAUGGCUAGAGAUUUGCAUGAUAAUGAAUGGAAGUUCAGACAUAUUUUCCGAGGCCAACCCAAGAGACAUCUUCUUACUACUGGUUGGAGCGUAUUUGUGAGUGCUAAAAGGCUUGUCGCUGGUGACUCUGUGCUUUUCAUCUGGAACGAUAAGAAUCAGUUACUUCUUGGUAUAAGACGAGCCAACAGGCCACAAACUGUCAUGCCUUCAUCUGUUUUAUCAAGUGACAGUAUGCAUUUAGGCCUUCUUGCUGCUGCAGCUCAUGCAGCUGCAACAAACAGUCGCUUCACCAUCUUCUAUAACCCAAGGGCAUGUCCAUCAGAGUUUGUAAUACCUCUAGCUAAGUACGUGAAAGCUGUUUAUCACACUCGUGUCUCUGUUGGUAUGAGGUUUAGGAUGCUGUUUGAAACGGAGGAAUCAAGUGUUCGUCGGUACAUGGGUACAAUAACUGGCAUUUGUGAUCUAGAUCCUGCUCGUUGGGCUAAUUCUCAUUGGCGGUCCGUCAAGGUUGGAUGGGAUGAGUCAACUGCAGGAGAUAGGCAACCGAGGGUUUCCUUGUGGGAGAUUGAGCCUUUAACGACAUUCCCUAUGUAUCCUUCUCCUUUUCCUCUCAGGCUUAAACGUCCAUGGCCUCCUGGUCUCCCAUCUUUUCAUGGUCUUAAAGAAGAUGAUAUGGGUAUGGGUAUGAGUAUGAGUUCGCCGCUUAUGUGGGAUCGAGGACUUCAGGCUAUGAACUUUCAAGGUAUGGGAGUAAACCCUUGGAUGCAGCCGAGGCUUGAUGCUUCUGGAUUGCUUGGUAUGCAAAGCGACGUUUACCAAGCAAUGGCUGCAGCUGCACUUCAAGACAUGAGAGGCAUUGAUCCUGCUAAAGCUGCUGCGUCUCUUCUUCAGUUUCAAAGUCCCUCAGGUUUCUCAAUGCAGUCCCCUUCCUUAGUGCAGCCACAGAUGCUGCAGCAGCAACUCUCUCAGCAGCAUCAGCAACAACUCUCUCAGCAACAGCAUCAUCAACUCUCUCAGCAGCAGCAUCAACAACUCUCUCAGCAACAGCAGCAGCAACAACAACAACUCUCUCAGCAGCAGCAGCAAGUGGUGGAUAAUCAUAAUCUGUCUGCUUCCAGUGCUGCUGUUGUUUCUGCUAUGUCUCAGUUUGGUUCUGCUUCUCAGUCAAACACGUCUCUACUCCAAUCCAUGAAUUCUCUAUGUCAUCAACAAAGCUUCUCAGAGACAAACGGUGGAAACAAUCCCAUCACUCCUCUCCAAACUCUUCUCAGCAACUUCUCUCAAGACGAGUCUUCUCAACUGCUCAACCUCACUAGACCAAACUCUGCAAUGACUUCUUCCGGUUGGCCAUCAAAACGUCCUGCAAUUGAUUCAUCUUUCCAGCACUCUGGAGCCGGUAACAGCAACAGCAACACUCAAUCCGUAAUGGAGCAAUUGGGACAGUCCCACACAAGCAACGUUCCUUCAAAUGCUGUCUCGUUGCCUCCAUUCCCCGGUGGUAAAGAGUGCUCAAUAGAGCAAGAAGAGAACCCUUCAGACCCGCACAGCCAUCUUCUCUUUGGAGUCAACAUUGAUUCAUUGAUGCCAAACGGAAUGUCAAACCUUAGAAGCAUUGGCAUUGAAGGCGGCGACUCCACCACUCUACCCUUCACAUCAUCUAAUUACAACAACGAUUUCUCUGGCAAUCUUGCAAUUACAACACCUUCUAGUUGUAUAGAGGAACCAGGUUUUCUGCAGUCCUCAGAAAACAUCAGUUCUGAGGACCAAUUUGUGAAGGUGUACAAGUCAGGUUCUUUUGGAAGAUCAUUAGAUAUAUCAAAGUUCAGCAGCUACAACGAGCUGCGAAGCGAGCUUGCUCGCAUGUUUGGCCUUGAAGGCCAAUUAGAAGAUCCUGUGAGAUCAGGCUGGCAGCUUGUAUUUGUUGACCGAGAGAACGAUGUUCUUCUCCUCGGCGAUGACCCUUGGCCGGAGUUUGUGAGCAGUGUGUGGUGCAUUAAGAUACUCUCACCACAAGAAAUGCAGCAAAUGGGUAAAAGAGGCCUUGAGCUUCUCAACUCAGCUCCAUCCUCCAACAACGUCGAUAAGGUCCCGAGCAACGGGAACUGUGAUGACUUUGGGAACCGGUCAGACCCGAGGAGUCUCGGUAACGGUAUUGCAUCAGUUGGGGGUUCGUUCAACUACUAGAUAAGUAGAAAGAAAACCCUUUUUCUUGGUGCUCAAGUUAUUAAGCUUUUUUUUUUAUCUUACUUUAAUUACUAGCUUAAUCUCUCUUUAUUAAUUAUAUAAAAAGGAAGCUUUGUGUUUGUCUUUGUGGAAACAGAAAACUAUAUAUCUGUUGUAAUACUGUAAUUAUAAGAUCUUUUGGUCUUUUUUUUUACUUAUAUGAAUAUUUUUACUGAACUUUUGUUAUGUCAUUUUCUUUGGUCACCACUUCUUCAAUCAACGUGAUGGUGAAGUGUUGUAUUGGAGCU